This is a messenger RNA of Exophiala xenobiotica, 4363 nucleotides long. RefSeq lists its product as uncharacterized. Lineage: Eukaryota; Fungi; Ascomycota; Eurotiomycetes; Chaetothyriales; Herpotrichiellaceae. The record is from RefSeq and is a predicted model, not a curated record. The transcript is spliced from 2 exons. The coding region runs from base 448 to 4152 and encodes 1234 amino acids.
CCCGAAAAUGCCCAGCUGCGUUUGUCUUGUCGGUCGGUCACUGCGGUGGGCUGCGCUGUGCUCGCUCCAGCCUCAGCACCGUGUUUCAAUCAUUAGGCUCUUUCAUCUUCACGUAUCAUUCUCUUGACGUUCGCCUGCCCAACUGAUACGGACAUCACAUCGUACUGAGUCUCAAGGCCUUGUCGUAUGAAACGCAACGAAUCCGCAGUGUUGCGUCAUCCCUACCUUGUUUGCGACAACCACUCCAACCGAAGAUCUGUUACAAACACGGAGAAGAGAACAGGCGGGGUGUAACAGUUCCUCGAGACUGCUAUCGGAAGCGAGGAAACGAGAACACAACGUCUACUUGAGCUCGGGCUGAAGAAUCGCCAUGGAGAACUGACUGCCAUCCUUGCCUGCGACUACACCGGAUACCCACUGUAGAGAACGACUUGCCCGUCUGCUAAAAUGGCCCAACGACCUUUGGCCUCGGAAAGCCUAGAUUCUACUCCGAAAGGGUUGCGCAGCAUGGGCUCCCAUACCGAUAUCCUCUCGAUGUCUUCGAAAUCUGGAAGGCCAACCCUUCCAUAUGCGAAUCCUCCACCCGCUUACGUCUCGGUAUCCGAGGCGGAAAAACUUGUCUACGCAGAAAUGGAGCGGCCGGUUACGAUAUCGGAGGGUGCAACUGGCUUGGUCAAUGGCUUUUUGGAUCAGGUCCUGUAUGAUAUCCUUUCCAGGUCGCAUUCCACAUCCUUGUCGGCCGUACGUUCUGCUGUGCCACUGGUCUUGAAGCAAAGACUAGGGAGGUCGGCGGUACAGGCUGCCGACGAGGAAUUACAAGAUUACAUACCGGAAGAUGAAAUGGACGAGGUUCUCUCGGCGCCGCCGGCCCUCGAUCCCAAAGCAGACUUUGACACUGAUCUGGCUUGGAAGCUCACUAGACUGCGUUGCAUGGUCUAUGCGAAGCUGGGCGAUAUGGAAGAGGAAGACGAAGAGGACUACCUGGAAGACUUUCACCUACGGGAUCACAUUACAAGAGUGCAUGAGUCGACAAGAGCCUCGGCGGCUAUCGCACCGGCUGCUGCUAUCUUCCUAACCACUGUCCUUGAGUUCUUGGCUGAGCAAGCCCUGUGCAUUGCAGCGCAACAUGCUACGAAACGACAUGCACCGUCGAAAGGCACAAACGGCACCACACAUGGUGGUCAUGUUCUACUGGAAGAGAUAGACAUGUCAGGUAUCGGGAAAGAAGGGCCUCUGAUAAGACUGUGGCGGUCGUGGAAAGGCAGUAUGCGCAGCGGCGGCAGCGGAUCAUCACGGCCAACGACGCCUAGCGUCAUGUCGCCUGUCAGCCCCGAGUCGCCCAACUACGAGUGGAAAUUUCCAGCUGUACCACCAUUUUCCACAAUCAAGGAAGAACAAAGCCCUCUCAUCAAACCCAGAUCCAGUCUGUCACCGGCUGAUAUUCCAUUACCCACGAAUGAUAAUGAUAUUGACGAGAUCGAGGUACCGGGACUAGCUCGUUCUGCCGAUGAAGAGGCAAAUAGUACUGCACGCCCUACGCUUGACACCCGGCGACCGUCAAGUAUGCUAAUCAUGCCUGGGAAAUUCCCAGAUCCUUCAACGGCCCCUGCAACCGAUGAAUUGCCGAGACCUAUGUAUGUAAGGAAGAGAUCGCAUUCUCUGCCUACUUCAGGUCCCAGCAUUGUUGCUACACAGUCGAGAGCUGAUGUCGGCGGAAAGCUCUCAGAUCAAGGUGCUUCCAGCUCACUUGAAGAUCUCCAGGAGAAAGUUGGCGGUACAACAGAACCGGAGGCGCGCACUCCUCGACAAUCAAACGAGGAAGCGAUACCCAGUCCACGUUCGGACAUCGUGAGCAGCACCGUGGCUGCCAUUGCAGGAGCGUUAAGCGUGGAAGCAUCCAGAGCCUUGCGACGGGAUCCUACUUCGUCGAAUCAAACUUCUCCGGUAGCGGCCACCGGUGGUGCUCAGAGGGGGCUGGGUAUUAACACUGAAGAGGACUACGAUCAAAGAGCCAGAUCUGUCACAGAUCAUGAAGGUGCAAGUGACCCAGAAGAUUUGGCAUUGAGCUUGGCCGAUGAGCAUGAUGGCCCGCACAAUCAAACGAAUCCUCGAGAUUCGGGCUUUGGUGUCGCUGGGGCUGAGGAUGAUCUUCCAAUACACGGUCAACAAGACCACGAUCUCCAAGAACAGACCGCGAAUUACCCUGAUCAAGUGAGAAACGAGCGUGACACAAUGAUUGUCAGCACCCCCGGGCAGGAUCAUUUUCCCCAGCGUGCUGCCGCUGACAAUUACGACGACUAUGAUCCCUAUUCUACUCAGGACUCUGCCCGUCCCGAUGUCCGAAUGAAUACAUCGACACCAAGACAGCAAAAUGAACCAGUAGCGGCUGCAUUUUCUGCAUUCAACAAUCGCACAACAUCCCUGGAACAUCGCGAACGCUCACCUACCGAAGUGAGGUUCCCUCAGCACUUGCCAAACUCUCAGCGUCUGCCUGCCACAGACCAUACUCAAGACCGAAUUCCUCGAUACGCUACCUCAUCCAAUUUGGUACAAAAUCCGCAUUCGAGAACAACCAGUGCUGGCAGACCAUCAACUGCUGGCUCUGCGACAGCGCGACGACAGCAUAUCAGACUUCGGUCGGAUGAUGAGAAGGUCGAGGAAUUGGAGAAGGCGAAGAAGAGUCUUGAUGUUUUGAUUGAUAGCGAUGAAACUCUUCACUAUACACUAACGCCAAAAACUGCUCGAGAGGGAGUCAAGCCGAAAGCCAAGAGCCAGACACAAGAGCUUGCAGACUUCUUCCGCAACACUGCACCCCCUGGAGAGGAGCCUGCCAGACCCAGGUCGUCUCGAUCUACGAAGGAAUCCCUGGGUGGCCUCAGAUCAAAUCCAUCGAAUGCUCGACCACCACUUCCACUGAAUACGCAAGCAGCGGCAUCCGCCCCUGGGCAACAAGCCAUCGGCUCGCCUUCUAGACCUAAAAAUCCAUUAGGCGAGCCACGCGAUCCCAGGAUGACAAGAAACAACACACGAGAUCUUGCAGACUAUGCGCGUUCAACUGGACCGGAGCAUGAGAUGCAGCUUCCGAAAGCGCUUGGCACUCGACCAGGUACCGCGCAGGUUGCAGGCUCGGGCGCAUCCUCUGACGACAUAGCAGAGAACCGUCCAGUAACGAGCCCCGAGAAGCCUGCUAACCGUCUGAAAUUCCAGGCACGGGAUGCUCGAGCGCCAAGGACAGCUGAGAGCUCAGAUUUGAUCGACUUUAUUAGAGAAGGUCCACCUCGAGCUCCUGGCGACCAUCGAAUCGACCGAAGAGUCGCACCAUUUCGGUCGACCAUGGAUUCUGAUGACUUGAACGCUCUCGUGCCACCUCCGGAGCUCGAUACAAAUGGACGGAGGUCUGAUGGGAGUGCGGUGGAAAGUGCGAUGACCGCCAAAUCCAUGCCGUCGUCUAUGAACUCUCGCACCGGCUUACUGGAAUCGACCAAUCGCUCGGCUGCAAAGGCCACAAACGGCGUUGCGUCAAGACAGCCCAUAAUCCCUGAGACUGAUGGCAUACCCAAGAAGAACCGACGAAAAGUUCGCGAUCCGUAUGCGAUCGACUUCAGCGACGAGGAGGAGGAAAUGGAAGACGAAUUGUUCCCACCAAAGCGCAGGACCGAUGAAGAGUCGCUUGUGGACUUCCUGAGAAACACGGCCCCCGGACCAGGCAUGUCAACGCAGCCUAUUCUCGGUGCGACUCCUGGAACGUCUCAAGCUGAAUCCCCGGACACGGUCAAGCCGCAAACGAGCAGCUCAAAAUUGAGAGUAUACUUGCAAGGUUCAGGGGCUAGCAGAAACGGGGUGAGCGCUGGCAAAUCGAACGGCGCCCGAGCAGAGUCUCCUCACCUCACGCAAAUAGGCUCGAAAAUGGACAAGUACCGCCCAACACAGGUCACCCAUGCGCCACACGUCGAGCGGAAUAGGGCCAGAAUGCGUGCAGAGCCACGAGAAGCGACGGUGACCAAUGGCAGUGCCACGGCCGACCUAGCCGAGUAUCUGAUGGCCUCUGGGCCACCGCCUGGGUCGGACGUGCCCGUGCAAAAGCUCGGAAGUCAUAAGGAUCAGGCUGGAUUUAGGAGAUUCUUUCAAUUGAGAGGGAGCGUGAGGAAGUAAGGUAAUGAACAAGUCAAGAUGAGCGGCAUGAUUUCUUGGUUUUUUCAUUUUCAUUUUGAUGUAAUUAAUGACGUGGACAAUGUGUGCUUUCUUCGAGCCUGAGCGGGUGAUACAGCUACAAUGGUAGUGUGAAGAUGGUGCCGAGCUUUUACUUAGGGACCACUUAGAUAGCAAACCAAGAUGAAAUGAUUGUAUUAGUGAUGAAGAUUUU